AUGUCUAAGACAGAAGACAGGACCCCUUCUACAACAUCUGUUGACUCAGCAGGAUCAGAGAACAAAGAUGGUGCCUCUACAUCUUCCACACCUAAAGACUCGCCAUCAGGUUCAGUCUCUGAAACACCCAAGAAAUCAUCAAAGAAGUCCAAGAAAAACACAGAGAGUAUGAACAAAGUCUAUAACUCUGUGCUCAACAGUGUUUUUGGGGCGGACAGAGAGCUGGCACAGGCUGAGUUAGACGAGCUGCAAGAGGCCUUCAAGGAGUUUGACUAUGACCAAGAUGGCUACCUGAACUACAAGGAUGUGGCUGAAUGUAUGAGGACUAUGGGAUACAUGCCUACAGAAAUGGAGCUGCUGGAGAUAGUACAACAGAUUAAGAUGAGAAUGGGUGGAUUAAUGGACUUUGAAGACUUUACUGAACUGAUGGGACCCAGGAUGAUGGGAGAGACUGCGGACAUGCUGGGACUCAAAGAGCUUCAAUCUGCUUUUGUACAGUUUGACCUCGAUGGAGAUGGAAAGAUCAACCAGGAUGAGAUGAAGGAAGCAAUCAAGACAAUGCUGGGAGAGAAGCUGAAGAAAGGAGAACUGGAGGAGAUCCUGAAGGAGCUGGACAUUAAUGCAGAUGGAAAUAUUGACUUUGAAGAGUUUGUGAUGAUGCUCUCCAUUCGUUAACUCCUGAAAAGACUGACCACGGACAGAAUAAGGAAGAACAGAACAAACACUUCUGAAUCAUUCCACAGAUAGUUAAUUCAGCUAUUUCCCAAAUAUUCACAUUUUGAUAACCAGUGUUUGAGAUGUAGGUAUAGACAUCUACCACAUAAUGUGUGCCUAACUCUGCAAUAAUUGUAUGAAUAAUGAAUUGUUAACAGAGUGAGAAUGAUGCUGUCAUCAGAGUGUUCUUUUGGUAGAUACAUAAACUUUUUGCUGUGAUAAAUAAUGUAAAUAAGACUGAUAUGUUUUGCUAUUUUAAUAAAGAAAUCUAAAUCAGUGUUGCCUUUCACUGAAACAACACAACGCUAUUUUAAG
This is a messenger RNA of Lates calcarifer (barramundi perch), 1029 nucleotides long. Its product is annotated as calcium-binding protein 2. NCBI's taxonomy places the organism in Eukaryota, Metazoa, Chordata, Actinopteri, Centropomidae. The record is from RefSeq and is a predicted model, not a curated record. The coding region runs from base 1 to 675 and encodes 224 amino acids. The transcript has 7 exons. Gene Ontology annotation, molecular function: calcium ion binding.